CAGUGGACCUAACUUAAGAUGGGAGAAUGUUACAGCGCCAACUCUGUAGUCCCACACUCGGAAAACUCAGAGAGCUACAGCACGGAGUCUGAAAAUUCAGCGGCAGAGGUAGAACAAAACAAUGAAGUAUUGCUUUCAGCCUCUGAAAGAACAAAAUCAAAACUGCUUGACCAAGUUUAUUGGCUGGAGGAAAAACUAGAAGCUGUGGAUCUUAAGGAAACCAGUAAGGUACCAUAUGAAGAAAUAGUUCUUAUGAAAGACCAGCAUAUUGAGAAGCUGCAAGCUGAAGUAAAGGCUUCCCAGAAACAACUUAAAGUCCAUAAACUACAGCACCAAAAAAGAGUGAAAAAGCUACAAAUUGAUUUGGCAACAACGAAGCAAGAGGCUGCCAUCGCGGUGCUGGAGCUCAAUGAAAAGAUAAAGACGCUCUGCGAGGGAGCGCCAACCCCUAGAGCAUCUGGGUUUUUGGAAGAGUGCUAUGAAGGUCUCCUACCAGUGGAAGAAGAAAACAGGAAAAUCAGCUUGAUUAUGGAGCUGUCAACACAGCUUUCCCUGCAGAGUGAGAAGAUCAUUCAGCUAGAAGCAGCUCUGGAAGAAAAGGAGAGGAAGAUUCAGCAGCUAGAAGCUGAGCGGGGUUGCCUUCUUUCCCAAGAGGUUGAGGAUACUCCACAGUGCUUAAAAGGAGCCCCAUUGUUCUCUACCAGAAUUAUUCCUGUGGUCUCACAUGAGAAUUUGUGA
Molecule: messenger RNA, 738 nt
Organism: Octodon degus (degu)
Lineage: Eukaryota; Metazoa; Chordata; Mammalia; Rodentia; Octodontidae
Gene: Ccdc192
Product: coiled-coil domain containing 192
Exons: 6
Coding region: 19-738 (239 amino acids)
Source: RefSeq, a predicted model, not a curated record